Molecule: messenger RNA, 2308 nt
Organism: Hyla sarda
Lineage: Eukaryota; Metazoa; Chordata; Amphibia; Anura; Hylidae
Gene: CLIC3
Product: chloride intracellular channel 3
Exons: 6
Coding region: 13-729 (238 amino acids)
Source: RefSeq, a predicted model, not a curated record
AGAUCAGUCACCAUGGUGGACGAACCCAAAAUCGAGCUCUACGUCAAGUCAAGUGAAGAUGGCGAAAGUAUCGGAGCGAAUCCCUUCUCGCAACGUCUGGCCAUGAUCCUGAUGUUUAAAGGGUGCACCUUUACCCUGAACACUGUGGAUAUGAAGAGGGCUCCCGAUGUCUUGAAGGCUUUGGCUCCGGGGACACAACCCCCGUUUCUUAUUUACAACAACGAAGUCAAAACAGACGUAAACAAAAUUGAGGAGUUUCUGGAGGAGAACCUGACCGCACCCCAAUAUCCAAGUAUGACGCCCAAAUACAAGGAAUCCAACUCCGCCGGUAACGAUGUCUUCCAGAAAUUUUCAGCGUACAUCAAGAAUCCGUCCCCGGCCCAGGAAGACAACCUACAGAAGAGCAUGCUGCGGUCGCUAUUGAAGUUAGACAUGUACCUGAAGAACCCGCUACCCCACGAGCUGGCUUGUGACCCUAAAAUGGCCGUCUCCAAAAGAAAGUUCCUGGACGGAGAUAACCUGACCCUGCCCGACUGCAACCUGCUGCCCAAACUCCACAUCAUCAAUAUCGUGUGCAAACAUUACCGCAAUUUUGAGAUCCCCAAAAGCCUGGAGGGCAUCUCCCACUAUCUCCAAAACGCAGAGGAACUCAAGGCCUUCAAGUACACCUGCCCUAACCCCAACGAGAUCAUCCUCUUCUACCGCGAUGUGGUCAAAAAAAUGCCCUAGACGCGGACGGGCUUCAGACGGACAUUUUAGAAACUUCCUCCUGUGGCGCUAAAAAUCGACUUCCAUCUGCCGCAAAAGAGACAUUACCGUGCGCGAGGGAAAAGAUUGGGACACCGACAGGACACAGACAUUCCCCAUAGUGUCCAUGUCUUACUUCUUGGGGGUCACACAGCGCGUGCUUUUACGGAGGACCUAUCCGCUUUACUGCGUGCACUUCAUUAUACGAUCGUUUUUUUUUUUUACUAAUACGCUGUAUUGUGCUGUUACGUUAUUCUUCCGAAAAUUUUCAUUAAUUCAUACGCCAGAGCUAGGACAAUAUGGCGAGACCUUAGAUUAAUGUUUCCCAACCAGGGUGCCUCCAGCUGUUGCAAAAUUACAACUCCCAGCAUGUCCAUGCUUCAGCAUGAUUUAUUCCUGACAGGAAGUUGUGUAGUCCUCAUUGGAAGUGUGGUAUUGUCUCAGCUGCAGCUUCCUGGCUCCUUCAUCUCUCUUGACAGGAAUUUGUGUAGUCCUCCUAUUGUCUGUAGUUUUGUCUCAGGAGCUUCCAGGCUCAUUCCUCUUUCCUGACAGGAAGUUGUGUAGUCCUCUCAUUGUCAGUGUGGUGUUGUCUCUGCACUUCCCUAGUACACUACAUUGUCACCUUACUUUGUUAUGCUGGAAUUUUUAAUUUAUUCUUACAACUGAGCUAGACUAUUUUUAUUAACAAUAAGGCAAGAUUUUGCAUCAGUGUUUCCCAACCAAGGGGGCUCCAGCUGUUCCAAAACUACAACUCACAGCAUACAAGCAUUGCCCAACCAUAGUCUGAUCGCCCUAAAUGGGCCGUAACAUUACUAGGGGCAGUGCAUGUCAUGGUAUAUGGUAGCACACAGCUGUCAGUUUCUUUCAUACAUUUUCAGGAGGAAUAACAGAGGAACAGCACAAUGCAGCGUUUUAAAAACAUAUGCUCCGGAAUUGGGAGCGCAAGUAUUUACUUACGUGUAUUCCCUUCUGCUAACUCCAGUCUUCCAGCCUCCUUUAACCUUUUUGCGACUGUCCAAGAUAGUCGGAAACCAAAGAGUGUCCAAAAGCAGGGAGGUUAUGCAAUUUGCGUUACUCCCGUUGACUGUAAGAGGAGUUGCGCAAAUGUUGUGGCACUGUUGUUUACCUAACUUCUGCAGUUAUGUACCCAGUGCAACUCCCAUUAAGGGCUCGUUCACAUAAGGAGAUUUAUCUGCGGGUUUCCUGCUGCGUGUUAGAAAGGGGGCGGGCUCUCUGUGGCUGUUCCCAUAAACCCUACUGACUUCAAUGGGGCUUGCCGCGGUUUUUCCGCACCAGAAAUUCUGCAGCCAAAAAUAUCCUGCGGAAUGCCGCAGAUAAACCACCCCCUUUCUAACUGGCAGCGGGAAACUCACAAAUAAAUCCGCUUGUGUGAACGAGCGCUAAAGCCAAUGAGAGUUAUGCAAAUUGCUCAACUUUCAAGCUUCGGGUGUUUAAGGCUCUGAUUACCUCCACAAAAGAAGGCUAGAGGGGGCUGGGGAGCUGAAAUCAGGAGAUGGGAAUACCCCUUAAGGGUGCGUUCACACGCUUUGUUUUUGCCCGU